AUUACGCAUGCGUGAUCACGUGCAUGAGUAGUGUAUUGUUAUUUUGAAUUGUGCUGGUCACAUGCACACAUAGACUCGACCAUUCACUAUUGUUUAAAAAUAAAAAUAUUUAUUGUUAGAUCUAAUGAAUGAAUUCUCAAGUGCAACCUUAUUGGAAAUUGUAUAAGAUUGUUUGAAAUUACCCUGUUAACAGAGCCUUUCUUUCUAAUGAGGGUUAAUCGUCAAUGAUUACCGUCACGAAUAUAGGGGUCGCAUCCUUGUGUCAUUAAUAUGGGUUAAAGGACCGAUAAAUACGGUCAUGAAAUAAAAAAGAUUGCAACAUCAAGUACGCAACGUUAGUCAAUGGCAAUCCAUGGUAGUGAGUGACAAGUCAUGGCAAUCCAUGGUAGUGAGUGACAAGUCAUGGCAAUCCAUGGUAGUGAGUGACAAGUCAUGGCAGUCCAUGGUAGUGAGUGACAAGUCAUGGCAAUCCAUGGUAGUGAGUGACAAGUCAUGGCAAUCCAUGGUAGUGAGUGACAAGUCAUGGCAAUCCACAGUAGUGAGUGACAAGUCAUGGCAGUCCAUGGUAGUGAGUGACAAGUCAUGGCAAUCCAUGGUAGUGAGUGACAAGUCAUGGCAGUCCAUGAUAGUGAGUGACAAGUCAUGGCAAUCCAUGGUAGUGAGUGACAAGUCAUGGCAAUCCAUGGUAGUGAGUGACAAGUCAUGGCAAUCCAUGGUAGUGAGUGACAAGUCAUGGCAGUCCAUGGUAGUGAGUGACAAGUCAUGGCAGUCCAUGGUAGUGAGUGACAAGUCAUGGCAGUCCAUGGUAGUGAGUGACAAGUCAUGGCAGUCCAUGGUAGUGAGUGACAAGACAUGGCAGUCCAUGGUAGUGAGUGACAAGACAUGGCAGUCCAUGGUAGUGAGUGACAAGUCAUGGCAAUCCAUGGUAGUGAGUGACAAGACAUGGCAAUCCAUGGUAGUGAGUGACAAGUCAUGGCAAUCCAUGGUAGUGAGUGACAAGUCAUGGCAGUCCAUGAUAGUGAGUGACAAGUCAUGGCAAUCCAUGGUAGUGAGUGACAAGUCAUGACAGUCCAUGGUAGUGAGUGACAAGUCAUGGCAAUCCAUGGUAGUGAGUGACAAGUCAUGGCAGUCCAUGAUAGUGAGUGACAAGUCAUGGCAAUCCAUGGUAGUGAGUGACAAGUCAUGGCAAUCCAUGGUAGUGAGUGACAAGUCAUGGCAAUCCAUGGUAGUGAGUGACAAGUCAUGGCAAUCCAUGGUAGUGAGUAACAAGUCAUGGCAGUCCAUGGUAGUGAGUGACAAGUCAUGGCAGUCCAUGGUAGUGAGUGACAAGACAUGGCAGUCCAUGGUAGUGAGUGACAAGUCAUGGCAGUCCAUGGUAGUGAGUGACAAGACAUGGCAGUCCAUGGUAGUGAGUGACAAGACAUGGCAGUCCAUGGUAGUGAGUGACAAGUCAUGGCAAUCCAUGGUAGUGAGUGACAAGUCAUGGCAGUUAAUAAGAGUAUCGAAUAAUAAUAAUAGACUCUCUACCCUAAUGGGGCUGUUUAGCAGUUAACUUGCCGAGUAGCCAAACCUGCAUGUUCUAGUGCUACCAACACACAAAGGGUGAUUGAAAUCACUGAGUGCAAUUUCUUCCGCGUUUUGGCAAUGCUCCCUUUAUCAGCAUUCUGAUGAAUGAAGGUUCUAUUGCCGCCACGUCGUAGAAUUAACGCUCAGCAACUUCACACAGUUUUCUACAUUUCUUAGCUUCUCAACAACCAAUGCCUAUCAUUGACACUACUACUGUAUAAUGUACUCUGCUGACGCAGAGUUUUCCUGUG
Messenger RNA from Nematostella vectensis (starlet sea anemone), 1817 nucleotides. RefSeq lists its product as uncharacterized. The transcript has 2 exons. The coding region runs from base 353 to 1066 and encodes 237 amino acids. The record is from RefSeq and is a predicted model, not a curated record. Lineage: Eukaryota; Metazoa; Cnidaria; Anthozoa; Actiniaria; Edwardsiidae.